AUGGCGCUGUGGCGGAUCCAGGCGGUGUUGGGGACGACGCUCGCGCUGGCUGCGGGGUCGUUCAACGCGGGGAGCGUGGCGACGAUGGCGGAGGCGGGGUCGCAGUUCGGCGCGCAGCUCGCGUGGGCCUUCGCCUUCGCGCACGGCCUCGCGCUGCUGCUCAACCUCCUCGCCAUGCGCGUCGCCUUCGCCACGCGCCAGUCGCUGCCGCUCGUGAGCCUCGCGCCGCCGCGCUGCCUUAUAAGAACUGAUUUAGGCUUUCCUGCCCUGAUCCAUGGGUUUCGUCGCUCCGCGCUUCCUCGUCCACCCGGCACGCUCUCCUCUCGCCUGCGAAGAUUUUCGCCAAUCAGAUCGCGUCUUUCGCCGUAUUGCCCGCUGCCAAUCCUCCCCUUCGCUGCUCCUUCCCCCCCAUCCCCUCCCAUUUCCCCCCAACCCCCCCCGCUUCCCCCCGCGCGUGACCACGUGCGCGGCGCGCAGGUGAUCGUGCGCGAGUAUCCGCGCGCGUUCUGCCGGCUGGUGUGGGUCAUCUGCGAGGCGUCCGUGCUCUGGUUCGACCUCGUCACCGUACUAGGCAGCGCGGUGGCGCUACAGCAGCUGCUAGGGGUGCCCUUCAAGGCGGCGCUGCUGCUCGCCGCGGGCUCGGGCGUGUUGCUGCUCCAACUGCCGUUGCCGCAGGCGCACCAGGCGGUGUCAGCAUGUGUGGCGUGCGCACUCCUCGCGCUGCUCUGCGCGGCCCUGCAAUCCCUCCUCGCAGGGCCCGCCUUCCUGCUCUCGUCGCUCUCAGCCGCGCUGCUGCCAGCAGUGCCGCCCGCCUCGCUGCACCUUGUGCUCGCCGCCAUCGGCGCGCUCGCCCUGCCCCACCGCUUCCUGCUGCUCUCCGCACUCGUGCUGCAGGACGACCCAAAUGCGCACGACCUCAUGGAACCGCCACCUGGCGCGCCAUCCUCCCCUCGUGACGCCUCCGCCUCCGCCUUCCACCCCUCCGCCACCCAUCCCCUCGUCCCCGCGUCCCCCUCCUCCGCCUCCCUCUCCCCCUCAGCCUCCCUCCACCCGCUGUCCCCCCAGCAGCAGCAGUACCGCCGCGAUUUCAUCCGCUCCCAGCUGCUCGCUGCUGCCGCCACGCUCGCGCUGCUCCUAGGGGCCUCCGCCGUGGGGCAGGGCGCAGGGGUGGACGGGGCAGGGGCAGACGGACAGGAAGAUGGGGAAGGGUUUGAAGGGGUGGAGGGGGGUGGGGAGCGGCGGGUGGUGCGGCUGUGGGGCGUGUACCGGCUGGUGGAGCAGGUGGUGAACAGCAACGUGGCUCCCACCUUCGCCUCCCUCGCUCUCCUCUCCUCCUUCCACCUCUCCACCCCCACCAACGCCUAUGCCGGCCAGCUCUCCGCCUCCACCUUCGCCCACGUGCACCUGCGCCCCUGGCACCGCUUCCUCCUCACCCGCGCCCUCACCCUCCCCCUCCUGCUCCUCCUUUCCCUCAUUCUCGAUGACGCCGCCACGCUCUCCCUCCUCUCGCACUCGCAGCUCCUCCUAGCCCUCCUGCUCCCCCUAGCAGCCGUCCCCCUGGUGCGCCUGGCGGCGUCCCCCGCGCUCAUGGGGCGCCACCGCGUUGGCCCCGCGCUGGAGCUCGUAAGCUGGGUGGCGUGCCUCUCCGCGUGCGCCCUCUCUGUCUGGUUCCUCGGGGACGCACUCUUACGCUUCGCCACAGCAGAGGCCGUCGCAGGGGGCGCGGAUGGGGAUGAUAUCGGGGGAAUGGGGCUGUGGGAGUGGGUGGUGGCGGGGGAGUUUCUGUCCGCGGGGGGAGGAGAGGAGGACGACGGGGAGGGGCUGGCCGUGGGGCUGUCGCCGUCCGCUGUGUGGCGCAACGUUCGGCAGCUAGUGGCGGUGUUUGGCGGGACGGCGCUGGUGGGCGGCAUGCUGGGCGGGCUGCUUUGGCUCAUGCUGCUGCCACUGCGGUCGGAGGACGAGCAGCAGCGCCGCCUGCUGCUCUCCCACUCCGCCUCCGCCUCCCUCUCCGCGCCCUCCCCCUCCUCCGCCUCCGCCCCCACCUCUCUCCGCCGCCCCCGCCCCCUGCCACUGGCAGCAGCGCAGGACAGGCGGGGAGGGGAGGCGCGGUGGGGGGCGGAGAGGGAGGGGAGGGCGGGCGCGGGGGGGACAUGGGAGCUGCCCCGCCCCUCCGCGUCCCCUGUGUCUGGGCCGCUGCCUGUGUUGCUCCCUGGCGCGGAGAGAGGGGGGGAGAGGGCGGAGGAGAAGGGGGAGGGCGCGGAGGGGGGGUCGUGGAACAGUGCACUGAGGAGGCGCGUGGGGGGGCAGCAGUGGCAGCAUGGGGGGGACAGGGGGGAGGUGGGGGAGGGCGUGAGGGGUGUGGUAUCAGAGGGGGUGGGUGGGUAUGGUAGCAGCAGUGGCAGUGGCGGUGGCGGUAUGAGUGGAGUGGGAGUGGGAGUGGGAGUGGGAGUGGGAGGGGGAGGGGGAGGGGGAGGGGGAGUGGGAGGGGAGCGCAUGCGAGUGCAGCGAGCAGCGUCCGUGUCGGGGUGUGUGGCGGAGAGGGAGGUGGGCGGAGGAAUGGGCGCAGGUGUGGGCGCAGGUGUGGGCGCAGGUGUGGGCGCAGGUGUGGGCGUGCAGGGGGGAAGUGGCAGGGAGGGGGAGAGGGGCAGGCAGGGGGCUGAGAGAGCCAGCAUGUUGUCAAGAGCAGGUGGCGAGCAGCAGUGGCAGGCGAGGGAAGGGGGCCCUCAGGCGCUAGCAGGCUCGCCACGUGCAGAGCACCUCGCUGUCUCCUUGUGUGCUGUGGCAGCUGCAGCAACGGCCACAGCAGCAGCAGGCGCAGCCGCAACAGGUGCGGCAGCGGCAGCAGCAGCAGCUGUUGCUGCAGGUGGGAAGGCAGGGGAGGAGAGGAGGGGAGAGGGCGAAAAGGGUGUGGUAGGGGGAGAGGUGGUGGUGGCACCGGGUUUUGAGGCGCCUCAACAAGCGGUGGUGGCACCGGCAGUGGCGGGCGAAGGGCGUGUGGGCGACCCUGUGCUGCUGCCUGCCCCUGCACCGGUUGUACCGUCACCAAUUGCCCCCGCCCCCGUUGCAGCUGCACUGGUUGCACCCGCGCCGAUUUCAUCUGUUGCGAAGGUUCGAUCUUCUGUGAACGUUUCAUCUGCUGAAGCAGUUUCAUCAACUGACAUGGUUUCAUCUGCUGAAGCAGUUUCAUCAACUGACAUGGUUUCAUCUGCUGAAGCAGUUUCAUCAACUGACAUGGUUUCAUCUGCUGAAGCAGUUUCAUCAGCUGACAUGGUUUCGUCUGCUGAGAAGGCUUCGUGUGCUGAGAGGGAGGGGGUGAUGCGAGGAGAGGGAAGCGCGGAGACAGAGCAGGAGGAGAGCGACGAGGAGGGGAAGAAUGGUGGGGAGGGGGGCGGAGGCGAGGGCGAGAAGGAAGGAGAGGUGGUGGUUCCGUUUGACAGAGCGGUGACUCUGGCGGAUGGCGUGGCGGGUGUACGCCAUGGCACAGGCGGGGGCACUGGGCUGGGCGAUAGUGGUGCCGGCGCAGGGGACAUUGGGGGGGAAACAGCGGGGCGUGGGGAGACGGGCGAGCGAGGGGAGAUGGGCAACGAGCAGACGGGCAGGGAGCGUGGGGAGGCGGCGAGGGGGGAGGGCGUGGUAGGUGCGGCUGAGGUGAGUGCGGGGAUGCGCGUGGUAGAGAGGGCAGGUACGGCGACAGGGCGUGCGGGGCAGGGAGGCGAGGGAGGGGAAGGAGCGGAAAAAGUAAAGGGAGAGGAGCGAGGGGAGGGAGGCGGGGAGAGAGAGGAGAGUGGGGACGGUGGAGAAGCAGAUAACGAAGCGAGAGAGCAAGGCAAUGAGAAGGCUCAUGGAGAGGCGGGGAAGAACGGGAGUGUGGAGGCCUUGGGGGCUAUUGGGGAAGCCAUGGAGGAGGGCGGUAGGGGCAUGGAGGGGAAGGGGGAGACGGGAGAGGAGGGGGGGAGGGAGGAGAAAGGCGAGGGGAAAUUGGAGGUGGCAGGGGAAGCAGAAGGGCCGGGGGGGAGGGAAGCAGAGAGAAAGGAGGAAGCGGAGGUGGAAGUGGGUGGGGAGCAGCGAGGGGGAGAGAAAGCGGUGGUGGAGGGAGGUGGGGGGGAGGAGGCAGUGACACGAGAGGCCAUGGACGUUGGGGAGGCGGAGGGAGCUGCGGGAGCAGAAGAAGAGGGUAGCGCGGGCAGGCUAGAAGGCCGCCCCGAUGGGGAAAAGGGUAAGGAUGUAGAGGGUGGGGAUGAAGGGGAGGAAGGGAAAGGGAAGGAAGGGAAGGGCCAAGAAGGUAGAGAGGACGGGGCAGUGGAGCAGCAAGGAGAAGGCGUGGAAGAGGGGCGAGGGCAGACUAACCUGGAUGGGCCGCCAGAGGCGCCGGGUGGGGGGGCGGGAAGGGUGCCCAUGGAAGCAGUGGCGCACUCCCAGACGCCCCUGGGCGGAGGGGAAGCGCGGGCUGGGGAAGGGGGGAUGGGCGCGGGUGGUGGUGGUGGUGGUGGCGGCAGUGGGAUGGGCGAGCAGGCGGAGGGUUCUGUUGUGCCCGUGGGGAAGGGGGAGAGGCGGGGGGAGAGGGAGGCAGCGGAGGAGGGGCUGGAGGGUGAGGGCGCAGGGGAGGCGAAGAGGCACCGGGUGGAGGAAGGCGGUGGGGGAGAGGCGGAGGGCAAGGGGGGCACGGAGGGAAGGGCGGGAGCGGAGGGAGGUGCAGCAGCGGAAGCAGUGGUGGGUGGGGAAGUGGGGGCAGGGGUGGAAGCAGAGGCAGGGGCGGAGGGCGCAGGGGAGAUGGAGGUGGAGGAGCAGGAGAAGCGGGUGGUUGCCAUGGGAGGGGUUGCAGAGCCGGGAGGAGAGGUGAGGCGGAGUGGAGGUGAGGGGGGUGCGGUUGCUGCUCCCUCUGCUGUUGCAGGAGCCCCACCACCAGUCAUGGCAGCAUCCAUGGCAGUGGCAGCAUCAGCAGCAGUAACACAAGCCGCAACAGCAGGAAGAGUGAGAGCAGGUGUGGCGGGUGGGAGGGUGGAGGCAAACAAACCACAGCAGCAGCAGAAUCACACCCAUCCCCAGCAGCAGCAGCAGCAGCAGCAGCAGCAGCAGCAGCAGCAGCAGCAGUCCCACGUGGCUCGGUCAGCCCUGUCCAAGUCCCCACCUCUCCCCGACUCCACCCUCCUCCUCCCUGCCCCUAUGCCCCGCACGCCCUCCCCCCCGUCCGCCCAGGCUGCGCCCUUCACUGGUGCGCGCAGCAGCAUAGGCAGCCCCUGCGGGUCUGGAUCCCUCUCUGACCUUCUGCACCACUCCCAACCGCGCCAGCACUCCUCACUGCUCGCAUCCGCCGCUGCAGCUGCCGCGAGGGGCAGUGACGGCGAUGGGCUGAGUGCUCUGCCGUCUGGGGCGGGUGGCAUGGGCGGCAGCAUGGGCGGCAGCGGCAGCAUGGGCGGCAGUGGGAGCGGCAGCCUGUCACGUGUGUCUGGGCUGGGCAGGGGUGCGAGGAGACAGUUUGCAGCCAUUCUGGACGAGUUCUGGGGAGGAUUGUUUGACCUGCACGGCCAGCCCGUUCCCCUGCCCGCUGCCCGCCCCGCGGGGGGGAGCAGCAAGGCGGGGGGGAAGGGGGGAGGGGAUGGGGGGAAGGGGAAGAGAGGCGGGGCGGAUGGGAGUGGGGGUGGAGGGGUGGGAGGGAUUGGAGUGGGCGCUGGUGCUCGCUCCAGCAUGCUUGGGACUGCUGCUACUGCCACUGCUGCCGCUGCCACUGCUGCUGCUGCCACUGCUGCUGCUGCCGCUGCUGUCGGUGCUGCGAGCAGUGCUGGCAGUGGCUAUGGUGGUGGUGGGGGUACAGCAGCAGGUGGGAGAGGUGCAGCAGCGGUGGGGGGUGCAGCAGGCAAUGCGGGCAACGGAGCACCCCCCUUCCCACCCGCCCUCCCUCCAGAGGAUCAUCUCUUCUCCCCCGAUCCCCUCCCCGACUCCCUCUCUCUCACCGCCUCCCUCACUCUCCCCGACCCCCUCGCCCUCACCGCCCACCGCCGCUCCUCCAUUGAUGCUUCCUCCCCCCCGCCCCCUCUCCACGACCCCUUCCUCUCCCGCGACCCCUUCUCCACCCGCCCCGCCCUCUCCCGCCCCCCCACCGCAAUGUCCCCCCUCCUGUCCGCCUCCUCCGCCGCCCACCCCUCCCCCUCCGCGCGCCAGUACAGCACACUUGCGCAUCUCCCCAAGUUCUCCGACCUGCCCCCCCAGCAGCAGCAGUCGCUGCUCACCGCACCCCCCUUCCUCCCCUCGCUCUCCUCCCUCUCCGCCUCCCCCGCCCCUGGCGGCCCUCACAGGGACGUGGAGGGCCCUAGUCGCUCCACCCCCAACCUGUACGCGGAUCUGCUCGCGCAGGGCUAUGGGGGGGGCGGGGGGAGGGCGGGCGGGGGAGGGGGAGGCGGAAUGGGGCUGGGGGGAGGGCGGGGGGCGUUUGGAGCGGUUGGGUCGGUGGCGAUGGGUGUGUCUGGGAUGUCUGCUGCUGCUGGGCUGCUGGGUGCCGCUGCUGCUGCUCCCUUCACACCUCUGUACCAGCAACAGCAGCAGCACCAGCAGCAGCACCAGCAGCAGCAGCAGCAGCAGCAGCAGCACCCUUCCUCCUCGUUCUUCUCCUCCCAGCCGCACCCACACUCGCAGCAGCAACAGCAGCAGCCGUGGCAGCAGCAGCAGCAGCAGCCGUGGCAGCAGCAGCAGCAGCAGCAGCAGCAGCAGCAGCAGCAGCAGCAGCAGCAGCAGCAGGUAUGGCUGCAGCGUGGGAACAGCAUGGAUGGCAUGGGCAUGGACAUGGGGAUGGGCAUGGAUCAAGGAUUGCACAGGGGCAUGGGCAUGAACAUGGGCAUGGAUAUGAAUAUGGGUAUGGACAUGGGCAUGGGCAUGGGCAGGAACGAGCAUCUAGACCAAUUGGCACAGAGCUAUGCGAGCUUCGCUCCCCCGGACGCCAUGCGAGGCACCAACCCCCUUUCCCAUGCGCACGACCACGAUCACCCCCAGGGCCACCCCCAGGGCCACCCCCAGGGCCACCCCCAGGGGCACCCGCACGCCCCCAUGCACCACCUGCUGCAGGCCUCCCCCUCCGCUCCCCCCGGCUUCCCCUUCCCGCGCCACCCCUCCCCCCCUGCGCCUGCAGGGGCGCCGUGGGGGGGAGGGGCAGUGGGGGCGGGGAGAGGAGAAGGCGGGUGGAUCGGAGACAGCAGCAGUGGCAGUGGCAGUGCGUUUGGAGGGGCCGGUGGUAACCACAUGGAGUGGCAGCAGCAGGGGCAGCAGCACCUGCUGCAUCAGCAGGGGCAGGGGCAGGGGCAGGGGCAGGGGCAGGGGCAGGGGCAGGGGCAGGGGCAGGGGCAGGGGCAGGGGCAGGGGCAGGGGCAGGGGCAGGGGCAGGGCUUGCAUGGCAUGGGUGCAGUGAAGCCCAUCGGCCCUCCCUCCCGCCGCCACCAGCCCGCACAGGACGUCCAGCACAGCACCAGCACCAGCACCAGCAGCAGCAGCAGCAUCACCAGCAGCAGCACCGCUCACUCUUCCCUGUGGGCCAGCAACCCGCGUGACAUGCUCUUUGGCACGCACUCCGGCCCCCUCUCCUCCUCCCUCUCCUCCUCCCCCGCCUCCUCCUCCCCUUCCUCCUCCACCCCUCUCGCCGCCUCUCCCUCCACCGCACCCAACCAGUCCCCACCCAAACCAUCCCCCUCACCACCCCCGGCGAAACCCCACGUGCAAACCGAGGAAGAGCGGCGGAUGGACAGACUGAGAGUGUGCUUGCACCGGUUGCUACGUCUAGACGGCAGUGACUGGCUGUUCCGGUACGACACGGGCAGUGAUGAGGACUUGGUUGCUGCUGUGGCCUACCGGGAGAAACGACUUGCAGGGGAUGCUGCCGCUGCUGUGGCUGUGGGGCUGGGCGGAGGGGGCGGUGGGGGCAGCGGGAGCGGGAAGUGGGGGGGGAUUUUGGAGGGGCAGGCGCAGGGGGGGCAGGGAGGGGGGGGGAAGGAGGGGGAGAUGGAGCUGCCGCCGUCAAUAUGGGGGUGUGGGGCGCAGUGUGUGUGGGGGCCGCUGCUGGUGGUGUCGUUUGGAGUGUGGUGUGUGCAUCGCGUGCUGGAGCUGUCUCAGCUGGAGAGCCGCCCAGAGCUAUGGGGCAAAUACACCUAUGUGCUCAACCGCCUGCAGGGUAUAUUGGAUCCGGCAUUCUUCCGUCCCCGCACCACGCCGCGCCUCUGCCAGUGCUACGGCGACCGAGCCAACCUCCCAGCCCUCUCCGCGCAGCCGGUGUUCCACGGCGCGCUGCUCUCCGCCAUGCUCGGUUCGCAACUCCCUCUCGCCAACCCCUCCUGGCCGCUCGGCGCACCCCCGGGCCAGCCCAAGCCGGCGUCGCCAGCUCUGUUCCUGGAGCGGAUCAGGGAGGUGGAGGUGGCGGUGGGGGCGAGAAAAGGACGCACGGGCACGGCUGCGGGGGACGUGGCGUUCCCCAAGGGCAAGGAGAACCUCGCCUCCGUGCUCAAGCGGUAUAAGAGGCGGUUGGGAGGCAGGCCGUCGGGGGGACAGGGAGGUGGAGGGGGAGGAGGAGGCGGAGGUGGGGGCGGAGGGGGGGGAGGGGGAAGAAGGUACUGA
Molecule: messenger RNA, 8592 nt
Organism: Closterium sp. NIES-65
Lineage: Eukaryota; Viridiplantae; Streptophyta; Zygnematophyceae; Desmidiales; Closteriaceae
Source: the annotation of a GenBank genome assembly